Messenger RNA from Planococcus citri (citrus mealybug), 2037 nucleotides. RefSeq names its product modular serine protease-like. The record is from RefSeq and is a predicted model, not a curated record. Lineage: Eukaryota; Metazoa; Arthropoda; Insecta; Hemiptera; Pseudococcidae. Gene Ontology annotation, biological process: proteolysis. The coding region runs from base 126 to 1937 and encodes 603 amino acids. The transcript has 11 exons. Gene Ontology annotation, molecular function: protein binding; serine-type endopeptidase activity.
AGCGCAUCAGUAUAUUGGAGAUCAAUGUUAAGAAACCAGUUAGAUGUGAUAGAAUCGACGUCACGAGCCACCUAGUUGAAAAUGAUUCGCGUCAUUCGUCGUGAUUUUAAAAAAUUAUACAAAAAAUGCUCACGUACACAAACUUUCAGCCUACACCUUUCGGUUAUUUUAUUUCUUCAGAAUGUCACCAGAUUCCGAAAUAUAUGAAACAUAUUUUUGUGCUUGUUCGUGAAGUGAAAAUGAUCAGGAUUAGAACGUUUUAUAGUAUGUGUCAUUGUUUGUUUUUGAUUAACAUCAACAUAUGUCUUAUUGUAACUUUUUCAAUAUUAUAUUCCUCUGUUGCCUCCAAACUGGAAAAACGAGAAGGGCAAAUUGAUCACUGCACUAAUUUUCAGUUUCGCUGUAAAAAUUCGCAAUGCAUAGCAAAAACAUUCGUCUGUGAUGGAAUACCACAAUGUGAAGAUCAUUCGGAUGAAAUAUACCAACAAUGCAAAAAUAAAUCAUGCGAUGAACAGAACUUCCAAUGUGAUUAUGGAGCAUGCAUCAAAAAAGAAUACCAAUGCGAUGGUUCACUACAAUGUGUCGAUGGAUCUGACGAAUGGCCAAAAACAUGUAAUUCAACUAUUACUGAAUCAUUAAGAAUUAGACGAGACGCAACUGCAAGUGAUUCUUGUGCCAUACCAGAACCAUCUCUAGACAAAACCAUCACUUACGAGUGUGAAGGAAGAGGAUCAAAUUCUUGUGACACGAGAAAUGGCUACGUUCCAAAAUUCACUGUAGCUUCGAUCAAAUGUAAGCCUAAUUAUUACUCAGAAAGGAAGCUCUCAGAGUCUAUUUGCCACCAUAGUACUUGGAUACCUCCUAUUGAUGAUUGUUUUAAGAAAUGUGAUAAAUUAUAUCCAGUAAAUGUUGAUCUGAAAUGCUCUCGAAAAGGUUCAAAUAUCGCUUGUGAUGAAAAUUCGCUGAUUGCUGGGAGCAAAGUGCGUCCAGUAUGUAAACAGUUAUACAAAUAUGCCAAUGCUCCUCCCGAUUACCUGGAGAUUACAUGUAAAGAAGAUGGAAAAUGGGAUAAUGCUCUUUUUUCCUGUAUUCCAGAAUGUGGUCGGCCAUACUCACCUCCUAAAACAUUAAUCAGCGGAGGCGUCGAAGAAUAUUUUGGCGAUGCACCUUGGCAUGUGGCAAUAUACAACGCAGAAAAAAUUCUAAUUUGUGCUGGUGUGAUUAUAAACCCAAAAUUAGUUUUGUCAGCUGCACAUUGCUUCCAAAAUGAUGAUCAUUUUGACCAUGAACAUGAUACUUCCAAAUAUGAGAUAGUGGUCAGCAAAGUCAGCAGAAAUUACUCUGCAAUUGAUAAUGCAAAUCAGAAAAUCUACAAGAUAAAAGAAAUACGUUUUUCCAACAAAGGCUACCAAGGUAUCAACAGUUACUAUGCAGCAGAUAUAGCUGCGAUAAUUUUGAAAGAAAAAAUCACAAUUAGUCCAACAGUCUUACCAGCUUGUAUUGACUGGAUAGGAUUAAGUACAAGCGAACCUGUAGAAGGCACCUUUGCAAAAGUUUCAGGAUGGGGAGAAAAUGAAUAUGGCUACUUGAGUGAAAAACUGAUGACAAUAUAUUUACCUUUCAUCAGUCGAGAGCGUUGUUUGAAUAUUGUACCGGAUGAUUUCAAACCAUUCAUUACGUUUGAUAAAUUUUGUGCAGGUUCAGAGAAGGGUCCUGGUGUACUCAAGGGAGACAGUGGUGGAGGUUUAGUAUUUCCAAGACAACAUGAAGAUGGCAUAUUUUAUUAUCUCAGAGGUCUCGUUAGUUUAAAACAGCCCAGUGUGACUUCUAUAGCAGCAUUUACCGAUUUGGCCGAUCACAUUGAAUGGAUUUCAGCAGUGGCUAAUGAAGUCAUCAGCAGAACACCAUCUUCUUCGCAGAAAAUUCCCACCAAAUGAACAAUUUGCAGAGUAAAUUCAAUGUACUUACUGUAUUUCUCCUACUCAUGUACAAGAAAAAUAAGGCUGCAAUUUUUUUCAUUAAAAACUUUAUAAAAAG